Molecule: messenger RNA, 2325 nt
Organism: Caenorhabditis briggsae
Lineage: Eukaryota; Metazoa; Nematoda; Chromadorea; Rhabditida; Rhabditidae
Gene: Cbr-oct-2
Product: Protein CBR-OCT-2
Exons: 12
Coding region: 1-2325 (774 amino acids)
Biological process (GO): transmembrane transport
Cellular component (GO): membrane
Molecular function (GO): transmembrane transporter activity
Source: RefSeq, a predicted model, not a curated record
AUGGCCGACGAGGGUGAUGAGGAGGCAAUAAUUGAUGAGCCGGGAGAACCCGAGCCACUGGAAAGACAACAGAGUGGAUUAGCGACACCAAAACUGGUGGAGGAUUUAGAAGAAGAGUAUCCAGAGAAUUAUGAGCAACGAGGUCCGACGAGUCGGUUUUUGGUCACACCACAUCUUCCGAUGCGGAGUGAUACGGACCUCAUCACAAAUACCACCAUUCAUGCAGACACGCCACUGGAAAAUCAUCCAUUGAUAUACUCGGAGCCCGAGUUUUCGACUGCCAAAUUUUUAACACCACAAGUGAGCAUGCAGACGGUGGAUCCAGAAACGGCAAGUGUUGCGCCAAGUGAGACGUCAAUAAAUGCAGAUAAUUCCAGAAAGCCAUCAAAUGCUCGUUUAAAAUCAGAAAUGGAGAUUCGAAAUCAACAUUAUCAGAAACAAAAGCAAUACGCUUCGCAGCAGGAACCAAAGGCGAAACGACUAACGGAUAUUGAUUUUGAAGGUUUGCAUUUUAGUAUCCUCCAACUGAUCGGAGGAUGCUCGUAUUGGCAGAUUAUAAUUUAUCUUAUCAUAUCAGUACAACAAGUGCCACAUGCGAUGUUCAAUUUGUCUGUUGUUUACAUGAUGUAUCAGCCUGAUCAUUGGUGCAAGAGCCAACCGAGUCGAAGUUUUCAGAUCCCCUUCUUCAACGACGAAUCCUUCUCCGCCGAACUCGGCUACACCAACUACACCUGGGAUCAAGUCCUUAAUUCGACCAUCGCAUUCCCUAGAACUUUCAACAAGCAACGCAAUGAACUACACCACGACCAGUGUCACUACUUUGCGCGCGAUUAUGUGCAUAUCAAAUUGUCCCCGUGGUCACAGGUGAAAGACAUGAAUGGCACGGGCAGAAUAAUGCGAUGUAAGGAGUGGGAGUACGAUCGAUCGGUGAUGGAUCGUACUGUAGUAACUGAAUGGAAUCGAGUGUGUGACAAUAAUUGGAGUCGAGCCCAUGUUCACAUGAGUUACUCAUUGGGAUAUCUUGUUGGGUGUUUUGUGGGUGGAUAUUUUAGUGACAGAUGCGGCCGAAAAUCCGCCAUCACAUUGUUCGGAGUUCUCACCAUGCUCUUUGGAUUCCUGCUCACCUACUCCAAAGAGUUCGAAAUCUUUCUCGUAGUUCGUUUCCUGCUCGCCGCCACCAAUGAAGCAGCCGAUCUUGCCGCCUACGUGCUAUGCAUGGAAGUCACAGGUACCAAGUACAGAUCCAUCGUCGGAUCUCUCAUCCAAGCUCCCUGGGCUUGUGGAUACGCAUUUCUUGCCCUAAUCGCAUACCUAACCAAGUCAUGGACCACUAUUCACCUCAUAUGUGUACUCCUUCAUAUCUGUAGCCUUUGCCUACUGUACUUCUUGCCCGAGUCCCCCCGCUGGUUAAUUUUGAAUAACAAGACUAAAAAAGCCGAAAAAAUCAUUCGUCAAGCUUGCCACUACAACAACAGCCGUCUACCAAGUGACCUGGGGCUGGUCCGACAUGCAGAGAAGAAGAAAUGGAUGAAACAUAAUGAAAAACCAUCUUACUUCCAUCUUUUCCGGUCAUCAGAGCUUAGAUUCAGAAACGUGGUGUUGUUUAUUGUUUGGAUUGCCACUGCUCUAGUAUACUACGGAAUGGUCAUUGCUCUUUCGGAUCAGUCCUCGCCAGGAAGGCGCGUUUUUGAUGGUAAUUUCUUCCUGAACAAUGCGAUGGCUGGGGCUAUCGAGCUUCCAACGCUGGUUUUCUGUGUAUUCUUGCUCAGGAUGGGAAGGAAACGUUCUCAAAUGGCAGCCUUAUUCGGGUCUGGAAUCCUCCUGCUCAUUUCUGUUUUUAUGGUCUAUAACAAGAAGUCCACUCUCGCUCUAAUUUUCAUGCUGCUCAGUAAGGCUUGCAUUCAAGGAUCCUUCAAUAUCCUUUACAUCUUUACAUCUGAACUGAAUCCAACGGUCGUGAGAAACAGUGCCGUCGGAAUUUCAUCAAUGAUUGCUAGGAUGGGAGCCGGAGCAUCGGGAUACAUCGCCAUCUUAUCGGACGUCACCAUGCCUUUGGUCCCAAUGACCAUUUUUGCUUGUUUCUCUCUUCUGGCGGGUUGUUUGGUGCUUUUACUCCCCGAAACACAAGGAUUACCACUUCCAGAUACUAUUUUGGAUUCUGUAAAUAUGGUCAAACGGAAACCCAAACCGUGUGGCACACUAUCAGGAACUUUCUUAAAUGCCGUUGACGAUGAUCCACAACCAUAUGGAGCAGAAUUGUACAGAAAAUCGACGACGGACGACGACGAGGAGUCAGACGAAUCCAUUCCACAGAAAACUGCGUAA